Messenger RNA from Pestalotiopsis fici W106-1, 2052 nucleotides. RefSeq lists its product as uncharacterized. Gene Ontology annotation, molecular function: DNA binding; zinc ion binding. NCBI's taxonomy places the organism in Eukaryota, Fungi, Ascomycota, Sordariomycetes, Amphisphaeriales, Sporocadaceae. The transcript has 2 exons. Gene Ontology annotation, biological process: DNA-templated transcription. Bases 1 to 2052 code for a protein of 683 amino acids. The record is from RefSeq and is a predicted model, not a curated record.
AUGGUAGUCAUCCAUGCUUCAAUUGCCGGAAAAGACUGCACUUAUAUCAAUGCUGGAGCGCAAACCAAUAGUGUUACCACGACCCAUGAAGAGCUUCUGGAUAAUACCGAAGGCGGCCAUGAGAUACCCUUGGAUGAAAGAAGACGUCUCUCGCCCACCAUCUUGAACGAGGGUUCUCGUGGCACACUCUCCCCGCAACGGACCGCGGACAUACCACAGUGCUCCGUUGGCGAUUUAUACAGAAGCAGGGAUGCUCCGUCCUUCUUUGGAUCCUCUUAUUUUGGUCCCCAGGCUGCGGCAAAGAUCAUCCAAGCUCCAGCACCUGACUUCUCCUCUGGCCUCCCAAACAAGUCGAUUGCAAGUUCUAUUCACUCCUUUCGCGACGAGGGCGGUCCCUUCUCUCAGAUAUGGGAUUUGCUGGGCAUACUACCGCGAAAGAAGGCCACGGUAGACCGGCUAAAAGAUGCUUUUGUUCAGGAACUAAACUGGGCAAUUGAUGCGAUCGAGGUCAAGGACUUCAGCAACAAGUACGAGCUCUUCUGGUCUAGGACCUUUGGUUUUGAUGAUCUGGCCACCAUCGACCUCAGGUGGCUCGCCUUGCUGUUCAUAGUGCUUGCGUAUGCGGUCCUGCUCGAUGGCAAGGAGCCGGCCAACAAAGACAUUGCCCGUGACCUGCAAGACACGUCUUUGCGUUUUUACUGGGCGGCGAGGCGAGCCAUUGUCAUUGCGCCCACAUUCUACGGAGAGUCCGUCGACCUCGUCCGGGCCGGUGUCUUGGUAACAUGGUACCUCAUUUACUCGCGGAGGAUCUCGGAGUCCUGGCUGACAUCGAGCUUUGCCAUGCGCAUGGCACAGGCCCAGGGGAUGCACAUUGAUGGUGAGCGAUGGGGCUUGUGCCGCCAAAAGACCGAGGUCCGUCGGCGGGUAUGGAGUCAUCUUUACACGCUCGACAAGACGAUAGCCCUGUCCAUUGGUCGACCCUUUGCCAUUGUUGACCAGCAGUGCAUUGUCAAGCUCGCAUCCAACCUCGACCUGGACGACUUGGACGAGGCCGAGGCCGAGCGAGCUGUAGAGCGCCCACUGUCGGAGCCAACGCUCAACCUCGGUAACCGCCUCGGGCACGAACUAAGCGUUAUUGUAGGCAAAAUUCAAGAGCGGUGCUUUGGGCUAUUCCAGGUGUCUUAUGACACUGUUCUCGCGCUUCACGCUGAGAUUGUUGCAUGGGAAGAUAAGCUCCCACCAUAUUUUAGACUCCAGGAACCUGAUCUAUCAAAGGACGACCAAUACAAAUGGCUGCGAUGGAGUCGUCUGCGCCUGCACAGCAUGUCUCACUUUGCCAAGGUGACGCUUCAUCGGCCAUUUCUGCUUCGGCAGUCCAUCACCAACCGAUAUCGAUUCAGCAACGACACGUGUAUCGCUUCGGCAUGUGCCGAUCUGGAAAUGCGCCUCAAGUACUUCUCGCAGCCCCUGGUGGAUAGAAUGAAGUGGACGCUGGGCCCUCACAAUAUGUUCAAUAGCGCCCUUAUCCUGGGUAUCAUAAUCGUGCGGGAUCCCUUUUCGAACCGCUCCCAGGCGAUCCUUGAAGACCUCGAAGCCUACUGCGAGCUGCAGCGGAAUGACGUCUGGCUCAACGAGUUUGCGCUUGCCGAGGUCAAGAUAUGUGAGCUGUGUAUCAAAAAGACGCGCCAGGCCAUUAGAGGCGCUGCUCGGAGGAUGACCGCCAAUAGCAGUAUACCCCCAAGCGGUGGCAGCAGUAACAGCGCCAUUCCACUACCCGAUUCCCUCCCGGCCUUGUCCACCCCUUCUCUUCACCAGACUGCAGCCCACCAGCCUAUAAUGGAUCACGUCGAGGGCAUGGAGGGAGGAGACCCGGUGAAUGGUGCCCGAUUGAGGGAUCCCUUCUUUGGCAUGUCCAUGAAUGCGGCAGCCGGGUUCGGAUCCGUCAAAGGGGCGACCAUGUGGGAUGAUCAAAACUAUGCGUUUCCCGAAACCGUCGACCUCACUCAUUGGGAACAGGUUUUAGAUACAAUCAUGCAGGAUCACCAGAUAUAA